Scatophagus argus is the source of this 3126-nucleotide messenger RNA. RefSeq names its product amyloid-beta A4 precursor protein-binding family A member 3. The transcript is spliced from 11 exons. The record is from RefSeq and is a predicted model, not a curated record. Gene Ontology annotation, molecular function: amyloid-beta binding; protein binding. Bases 304 to 2457 code for a protein of 717 amino acids. Lineage: Eukaryota; Metazoa; Chordata; Actinopteri; Scatophagidae. Gene Ontology annotation, cellular component: plasma membrane; dendritic spine; cytoplasm. Gene Ontology annotation, biological process: chemical synaptic transmission.
AUUUACAAGGGCUCGUGAAUGCAGCACACUUAUAGAGUCAGCGAAUAAACAAAAGCUGUCUAGUGGACAACAGCAACAAUGUCAGGAAAUGUCUCUUUUAAACGGUGACUUUUACCUUUCGAUUACGUGGAGUUAUUAUCUUUAAUGGUGCUGUUGUUAGUAUGACGAAUAAAACAAAGCCAAAGUUUUGGAAAAGACUCACAUCCCAAACCACGUCAACUUCUCUGUCGUGGCACCCACAGGACUCUGCGUCUGGGCGCAAAGAAACCGAGAAAAACCUAAAAUACCGGGCUUUCUUUCAAAAUGAACUCCAACAUCUGCCCUGCUGAUCAUUUGGCUCCUGGACCCUCAGACUCCUUGUGUUCUGCCACCAUCGCCGUUGAUGGUGCCUCAGGAGUGGAGGUCACCAGACCGACUGUGGCAUCUCCACCAGCUUCGGAGGUGGAGGAUAUCGAAUCCUACAACCUGAUUGAGCCUCCUCCAUUAGACUGGAGGUCUGACUGCUCCAGUGAGACAGGCUCAGCAAAUGACUUGGAUGACCCCACCUUCUCUCCCCCUGUAGAAAAUCUGGAAAAGGCCAGUCCAGGUGAGCCACUAUUACUGCCUUUGACCAAGAGUGACAGUCACUCUUCACUUGACGUAAACCAGCAGGAGCUUGUUGGAAAUAUUGAAGAGUCAAUCCAAGAUAUUGAAGUGGAACUGGGAGAAGAAGAUGAAGUAGCUGAGGAAGGGGAUAAGGUGAGGGUCGACGACGGUGUCACGGAAGACCAGCAAGAGGUAGCUGUUUGUGAUGUGGACAGUAGGGUCAGUGAGGAGGAGGUUGAGGUAGCUAACAAUAGAUCAGGUGAUGAAGAUCACAGCCGCAUCCACAGCCUGCUCAGCCAGCUCCAGCUGAUGGGGGACGAGUCUCACUCUGCCCAGCAUCAGACGACCAGCCUGCGUGAGCUGGAGAUGUGCGCUAACUCCCUAACAACAGAUGACAACACUGAAACAACAGGGCUGCUCUUCUCUGAAGGCCACCAGAGAGACCUGCUCGGGCUUCUGCAGUUCACAGAGAUCAGUGCUACACCACAUCCCACGUGUAUGCCCCACAGAGGAGAGGUGGACGCUGUAGUGUCAGUUUCCUACAGCCAGGAGGAUGCUCAAAGGUUCUGGGGGCAUUAUGGGAAUGGUCAGCAGCAGCGACACAGAGACGACUCCCUCACCUCCCUGCCUGAUGAUGAGUAUCCUGAGCCGGUGUGGAAGAAGCUGGGCGAGGAGCCUCCGGAGGAAGAAGAGGCUGCAGCAGACAGUGAGCAGAGCGCUGAUCAUCCUUCAUAUAAAGACGUGCCUGGUCCGUGUGACCCCGAAGACCUGUUGGAUGGAGUAAUAUUUGGUGCCAAGUACCUCGGUUCCACUCAGAUCAAAUCAGAAAAGAACCCGUCUACAAAUGCUCGUAUGGUCCAGGCUCAGGAGGCCGUGGACCGCAUCAAGGCACCAGAGGGAGAGUCUCAGCCAAUGACGGAGGUGGACCUGUUCAUCUCAACCCAGCGAAUCAAAGUGCUCACCGCUGACACACAGGAAGCCAUGAUGGAUCACGCUCUGCAGAUGAUCUCUUACAUAGCCGACAUUGGAGACAUUGUGGUCCUGAUGGCACGAAGGAAACGUAAAGGACAGGAUGGUGACUCUUCGUCCUCCUCUGGGCCUCAGACGAAGUGCUUAAUGAUUUGCCACGUCUUCUGCUCUGAUGAUGCGCAGAUCAUAGCCCAGGCUAUCGGUCAGGCAUUCGGAGUGGCCUACCAGCAGUUCCUUCAGGCCAACGGCAUGAAGACCAGCGAUCUGAAACCUGGCGAGUACAGUGACUACCUGGAAAGUCAGGAGCUCUACAAUGGAGACCUGGCCCACUUCUCUGACUCUCAGAACAUCCGAGAUGUAGUCAUCACCAAGGCUCCCGGAGAGAUCUUAGGGCUGGCGGUGGUGGAGUCAGGCUGGGGCUCCAUCCUGCCCACAGUGGUGGUGGCCAACCUCCUUCACGGCGGUCCCGCUGAGCGCUGCGGCGAGCUCAGCAUCGGUGACCGCAUCAUGUCCAUCAACGGCACCAGUAUGGUUGGUCUGCCCAUCACCACCUGCCAGAACAUAAUCCGGGACUUAAAAAGCCAAAAGUAUGUGAAGCUCAGCAUUGUCCACUGUCCGCCGGUCACCAUGGCAAUUAUCAAGAGGCCAGAUCCGAAGUUUCAGCUGGGCUUCAGUGUGGAGGACGGCAUUAUCUGCAGUCUGAUGCGGGGCGGCAUAGCUGAGAGAGGGGGCAUUCGUGUUGGGCAUCGCAUCAUAGAAAUCAACGGGCAGAGUGUCGUCGCCACACCACACGAAAAGAUCAUCCAGAUUCUCACCAAUGCUGUCGGAGAGAUUCACUUAAAGACCAUGCCAGCCUCAACGUAUCGACUCUUAACAGGCCAAGAGCAGCCAGUGUUUCUCUGAGCACUUCCUGAAGCAUCAAGGACAAAAAUACUGCCCAGUGUUCGAGCUACAUGAACUUUUGCCAAACUAAAUAUUAUGCAACUGAUCAUACAGCAUAUCAUAAGCUGCUGUCGCACCAUCGAACACAUCGUGCUAUUCUGGCUAUACGUUUUUAAGCUGUGCUUUGGAUAUUGUGAAAACAUAUUCGAAAGUGACAGGGAUAGCUGGUAGCUCUCCAUCUAUAUUUAUCUGUUAUUUAACAGUGCAGCAGUAGCUGAGAUGCAGUAAUUUAUAAACAGAAUAUUUUUUGACUUCACUAACUUUUACAUGGUGGUGAAAGGUGUAGAGCAUACUGUAGAGUUUUUGGUCCUUCAGCCUGUGUUGCCAAUGUGCCUGAGUUGAACGUGCUUGAAGGGGAAACCUUAUUGAAUCAGGAUAAAGAGUCUGUUUAUUUCAUUCUCAUGUACUUCCAGUCCCUCACGUACACAUGCAUAUCAACAAGUGUCACACGCUUCAGAGAGAGGAUUUUAGUCAAGUGUUCUGGUUUAUUCACACAGUGCUUCCCUGACUGUGCCUGACAGGAAACAGAUGUUAUGCACAAUUAAAGGUAACAGCCUUAUUUGAUAGAGAGAUACAUAUAUUUUUAAGAGUUUGCUGUUUUGAAUGUUCAUUAAAAUGAUCUGUAAGAUA